Molecule: messenger RNA, 942 nt
Organism: Diatraea saccharalis (sugarcane borer)
Lineage: Eukaryota; Metazoa; Arthropoda; Insecta; Lepidoptera; Crambidae
Source: the annotation of a GenBank genome assembly
AUGGAUGAAAUGCGGGCGAUCCUCUCCAAUCCGGACGUCAUCGGGCAUACACCAAUAGAGGCUUUAUUUGAAAACGAUUUCUGGGGUACGCCGCUCUCAGAUCCCGGCUCGCACGGCUCAUACAGACCACUAUGCAUCGUCACCUACAGACUCAACUACGCUUUCAGUGGAUUCAAGCCAUGGAGUUACCACUUCCUUAAUAUUAUAUUUCACUGUACAGCCACAGCCUUAGUAGUCACAGUUGCCAGACGGCUUUUGCCUCAUUAUUGCAUGAGAGUGGGCACUGUUGUCGCAGGUUUGACUUUCGCUGCCCACCCCAUACAUACAGAAGCCGUUGCCGGAAUAGUAGGCAGAGCAGAUUUAGCAGCUUGCAAUUUAUUCCUUAUCAGUUUUUUAUUGUACAGUGAACAUAUAAGACUUCGAGAAAAACACCAGAGACGCCAAUGUAGAAAUGUUAGCAAAAACAUCGUGCUACACCGAAAGCUCGAGUCCAGUGAGACGUUUAGGUUGAGUUGCCAUGGAUUAGUGCAGCAUAUUGUGAUGAACUUUCGUAGACUUUUGAAGGUUAGCAAAGCUGGGCCUAUGAAGAUCUUCGAUCCGUGUGAAUUGAAAACUGAGACAGUCAAGAUUAAAUGUCAAAGUGAUAGUGUUAGUGAAGAAACCAGUGAACUCGUACAGUGGCUCACGUUAUCUGGAACUCUGCUCUUUGCAGCCGCCGGCACUCUAUGCAAAGAGCCUGCGAUAAUGGUCCUACCUCUUUGCAUAUUCUAUGACUUUAUCAAGGGUACACGCCAGGAGGAAUCUUAUUCCAAGGUAAGAGCAGCUCUUUUGCAGUCCGCCAGUUGGCUUUUUGGGAAAGGUCUAGUAUUUAUAUUGUGUAAAGUCAAGCAUCAUAAAGUUAUGAGAGGUUUCUAUAUUGAAAGGUUUAACGUUAUAUUUUGA